Messenger RNA from Chara braunii, 3184 nucleotides. Lineage: Eukaryota; Viridiplantae; Streptophyta; Charophyceae; Charales; Characeae. The record is from the annotation of a GenBank genome assembly.
ACUCGACGAUCGUGUUCGACUAUCGUGUUCGACUCGACUAUCGUGCUAGAGUCGACGAUCGUGUUCGACACGACGACAGGGCACUCGACGAAUGUGUUCGACUCGACAAACACAGUCGACGAUCGUGUUCGACUCGACGGUCGUGUUCGACUCGACGAUCGUGUUCGACUCGACGAUCGUGUUCGACUCGACGAUCGUGUUCGACACGACGAUCGUGUUCGACUCGACGAACGUGUUCGACACGACGAUCGUGUUCGACUCGACGAUCGUGUUCGACUCGACGAACGUGUUCGACUCGACGAUCGUGUUUGACUUGAUGUGUUCAACGAACGUGUUCAACUCGACAGGGCACUCGACGAACGUGUUCGAUGCGACGAACGUGUUCGACUCGACAAACGCAGUCGACGAUCGUGUCCGACUCGACGGUCGUGUUCGACUCGACGAUCGUGUCCGACUCGACGAUCCUGUUCGACUUGACGAACGUGUUCGACUCGACGAUCGGCACUCGACGAACGUGUUCGACUCGACAGGGCACUCGACGAACGUGUUCGACUCGACAGGGCACUCGACGAACGUGUUCGACUCGACAAACACAGUCGACGAUCGUGUUCGACUCGACGGUCGUGUUCUACUCGAUGGUCGUGUUCUACUCGACGAACGUGUUCGACUCGACGAUCGUGUUCGACUCGACGAUCGUGUUCGACUUGACGAUCCUGUCCGACUCGACGAUCCUGUCCGACUCGACGAUCGUGUUCGACUCGACGAUCGUUUUCGACUCGACGAUCGUGUCCGACUCGACGAUCGUCUCCGACUCGACGAAUGUGUUCGACUGGACGAUCGUGUUCGACUGCCGUGUUCGACUCGAGGAACGCAAUCGACGAUCUUGUUCGACUCGACGAUCGUAUUUGACUCGAUGAUCGGGCAGUGUCGUGUUCGACUCGACUAUCGUGUUCGAAUCAACGAUCGGGCAGUGUCGUGUUCGACUCGACUAUCGUGUUCGACUCGACGAUCGGGCAGUGUCGUGUUCGGCUCGACUAUCUUGUUCGACUCGACGAUCGGGCAGUAUCGUCGACUAUCGUGUUCGACUCGACGAUCGGGCAGUGUCGUGUUCGAUUCGACGAGCGUGUUCGACUCAAUUGUCGUAUUCGACUCGACAAUCAGACGUCGGGCACGACCGUGUUCGUGUCGGGCACUGUCGUGUUCGACUCGACGAUCGGGCACGAUCGUGUUCGACACGACGAUCGGAAACGAUCGUAUUGGACUCGACGAUCGGGCGCGAUCGUAUUCGACUCGACGAUGGGGCACCAUCGUGUUCGACUCGACAACCGGAAGUGCCAUGUGGCGUUACGUGGUUGAAUCUGGGCUGCGUGGUUGUGUCCUCACCGUCCGAUCCUUCAAACUCGGGGUGCUCCGUUGUGGUUGUGCGUCGCGAUCUCGGGCCGUAUGCUCGCUACGUCCUCGCGCUGAACACGCCUCUCGACAGCGCUGUGAUCCGCCGUCGCGUCGAGCAGGUGGUCGGCUAUGCACGGACCGAAUCCCUACGCUCUGUUGCCGCGCUGUACACGAGCCUCCACUGCGCUGCGCUGUGGCACGAGCCUCCGCUGCGCUGCGUCGACGAACCUCCGCUGCGCUGCUCUACUGCUGCCUUGCCGAACUGAAACGAAAAUGGGAACCGGUGGCCCUCCCUCAUAUUUAUCGUUUUUCGGGAGGGCCCUUCGCGAGCACCUGCUGGCCGUCCGAUCCGGGAAUAUUGACGGUCGGGAUUCUCCGAUGGGGAGUGGUGGGCCUUCCUCAUAUAAGUGGUUUUCCGGGUGGGCCCUCCACGCGCGCCUGCAGGCCGUCCGAUCCGGGAAUACGGACAGUCAGGGCAAUCCAAUGCCUGCAGUCGGCCGCGAUCGUUUUCCCACCUUGGCCAGAGCGGAGGCGCGGGGAUGACGUUCAGCUGCAGAGCAGAAAUGCGAUUCGUGCACAUGAGCUCCCGCGACAUUGUGUCAUCGUUCGCGUUCUGGGAGAAUCAGCGCAGCCAUCCGCCAAUGUCGACACGACAACUGCCCCGCUCUCCAGACACGUCUCGUGCAUGGCUUGUGGUGUGCAUGCUAUGCCACGGCAGGCUUGCAGCACAACCUUGGAAAACACGGACUGUGUGGCGUCUAAUACAAUGCUCAAUGAGGAUUUUCCUCCACCGCACCUGCCAAUGUGUUCACAAGAUGUUCGAAGUGGUCACGAUCAUGUCGAUAAUGCUCCGGAAUCUCCUGCUCGUAAGAGGUCACGAAAUAUUGCGUGUGCGGACACUACAUGUGAAAGUGCGUAUCCCGUCCUCCGAUGCCCGGUUCGAACCUGUGAUGCAAAGAGUGCUCAAGGUCAGGAGGGUAAGGCCUCCUCUACUGACAACGACGCAUCCGAUGUAGAUCGUGUUGUAUGGGUGCCGAGGAGUUCACUUCGAGAUUUCGAGUACACAGGUCUUCUGUUUGGUGAGGGUGAUGAAGGUGGUUCAGAUUCAAGUGCUUCGGUGUCGUCUAGUGCUGAUAGUUCUCCAGAUAAAACCGAUCUUCCGCAAACGUAUGCUGACCGGAACAGUGACCACUGUUGUCGAAAUGACGAUGAGAAUUGUGACGUGAUCUCUGAUUUCGAUGACAUUUUUCCAAAACGUCUGUCCUCAGAGAAGCAUCCUUAUGCUUUUCGUCUCAGAAUGCCCCGGUCAAAGAAGAUUCUGCAAUCAGUUCAUAAAAAACUCACCAAAAAAGCACUGGCGAGUGUGCAUGGGCAGGUUUGCUGUAAGCGAGAGUGUUGCGCUCAAAUGACCCUGGACGACAUCAAAGUUGUCCGGAGCGCAUACUACUCUAAGAACCAGCAGAGCAGGGACUCGUGGUGGGUUGAAACGUUGAAGAGGUUCACCUUCAUAGAAGAUGAAAAGGAGAUUGUUUAACCUAUUGUGGGGAGACGAAAGGUGUGCAUUACUGCUUGGUGUUUCACACUGGGUGUAUGUAGGAAUACAUUUCUCAAAAAAAGGAUGACUUUGUCAAAAGGCUACAAUAUGCCGGAGCAUGGCAGUACUGGACUCAGACGCACAUCAGCAACAUAUGCGAUGAUGUACGGGAAACUAAGCUCCUUCGUGCGAGACAACGAAGAUUCCAUGCCCAAUGACAUGAAGACCAAAGAGGGGGAAUCAAGAGUGGUGUUGAAA